Molecule: messenger RNA, 954 nt
Organism: Morchella importuna
Lineage: Eukaryota; Fungi; Ascomycota; Pezizomycetes; Pezizales; Morchellaceae
Exons: 3
Coding region: 1-954 (317 amino acids)
Biological process (GO): protein N-linked glycosylation
Cellular component (GO): Golgi membrane
Molecular function (GO): glycosyltransferase activity
Source: RefSeq, a predicted model, not a curated record
AUGCUGCUGGUGGCGGCAGUGUUGUUCGUGUUUACGUAUGUGCACCACAACCCAGUUAGCAGCAAAAUCCGCGGCGUUUCUGGAGGCAGUAAAAUUGUUAUCAUUUUGGCGGCCAACCAGGGCGGUGGAGUGAUGACGUGGAAGGGCGCAAAGGAGUGGGCGGUAGAGAGGGACUCGAUCGCAAACAAGAAGGCGUAUGCGGAGCGCUGGGGAUACCACUUGGAGAUCAAGGACAUGAGCACAAAAAAGAGGUAUGCGCAUGAGUGGAGAGAGAGUUGGGAGAAGGUCGAUGUCAUCAAGCAGACGAUGAGGCAGUAUCCUAAGGCUGAGUGGUUCUGGUGGAUGGAUCUCCACACCUUCAUCAUGGAGCCCUCAAUCUCACUACAGUCGCAUAUCUUCAAACACCUGCAGAACGUCACCUACCGGGAUAUCAAUGUCUACAACCCUCUCAAGAUCACUCACCCACCGUCCAAAGAAGAAUUCUUCUACCUCGACGAGGCCGCCCUCAGUCCCGUCGGCGACGACAAAGCCGAGAGCAUCAACCUCAUUGUCCCACAGGACUGUGGUGGCUUCAACCUAGGUAGCUUUCUCAUCAAACGAAGCGAGUGGAGUGAGCGCCUACUCGAUAUCUGGUGGGACCCGGUUGGCUAUGAGCAGAAGCACAUGGAGUGGGAACACAAAGAACAAGACGCUCUGGAGUACUUGUACACCAAUCAGCCCUGGAUCCGUACUGGAACAGCCUUCAUCCCGCAGCGAAUGAUCAACUCUUUCCCUCCCGGCGCAUGUGCAGACACCCCCGAUGACCCACGCAUUUUCUACGACGAGAAAGACCGCGACUUUGUCGUCAACAUGGCCGGAUGCGAGUGGGGGCGGGACUGCUGGGGCGAGAUGGCGCACUACAGGCAGCUCAGCGAGAAGCUGAACAGCGGCUGGUGGAGAAAAAGCUUCGGUUAG